Messenger RNA from Vombatus ursinus (common wombat), 2589 nucleotides. It is a transcript of the gene GTPBP3, whose product is annotated as GTP binding protein 3, mitochondrial. Lineage: Eukaryota; Metazoa; Chordata; Mammalia; Diprotodontia; Vombatidae. The transcript is spliced from 9 exons. The coding region runs from base 37 to 1575 and encodes 512 amino acids. Gene Ontology annotation, molecular function: GTP binding; GTPase activity; protein binding. Gene Ontology annotation, cellular component: mitochondrion; cytoplasm. The record is from RefSeq and is a predicted model, not a curated record. Gene Ontology annotation, biological process: tRNA wobble uridine modification; tRNA methylation.
GCUCUUAUCGCCCCGGCCCUGCCUCCUUCCCGCGCCAUGUGGCGGCGCCUGGGAGCCCUAGUGUGCGUGCCGGCUCAGAGUACCCGUCUGUGCACCAGCGUGCCAAGGCAUUGUUCAGGGAGACCCAUCUCUGGCGGUCGAGCCACUAUCUUUGCCCUGUCUUCUGGCCAGGGCAAGUGUGGUGUGGCGGUCAUUCGCACCAGCGGUCCAGCCAGUGGCCCCGCCGUCCUGGGACUCACAGCCUCGCGGGCCCUUCCGCAGCCCCGGGUUGCAACGCUUCGUCUACUGCGGGACCCCGGCUCCGCUGAACCUUUAGACAGGGGCCUGAUUCUCUGGUUCCCAGCCUUGCUUAGGGAAGGAUCCCUUCACAGCACCAGUGUCUUCCUGGCCUCCUUUCCAGGACCCCACAGUUUUACUGGAGAGGACUGUGCUGAGUUCCAUGUCCACGGUGGGCCGGCCGUUGUGAGUGCUGUGCUGGGAGCACUGGGCAGCAUACCGGGCCUUCGGCCAGCUGAGGCUGGAGAGUUCACCAAGCGGGCCUUCCAGAAUGGGAAACUGAGCCUGACUGAGGUGGAGGGGCUGGGGGACCUCAUCCACGCUGAGACAGAGGCCCAGCGGCGCCAGGCCCUGAGGCAGCUCCAGGGGGAGCUAGGACAGCUCUGCCAAGGCUGGGGAGAGACCCUAACUACGGCCCUGGCCCACCUGGAGGCCUACAUUGAUUUCAGCGAGGACGACAAUAUUGAAGAAGGCGUGUUGGAGUGGGUGGACAGUACUGUGCAGGGGCUCCGGGAGGCCCUCCUGGCCCACCUGCAAGAUGCCCGUCGGGGAGAGCGGCUCCGCUCAGGGGCCCAGGUGGUCAUUGCAGGCCCAGCCAAUGCAGGCAAGAGCAGUCUCAUCAACCUGCUGAGUCGGAGGCCUGUGGCCAUUGUAUCGCCCGAACCGGGCACCACCAGGGACGUGGUGGAGUCGGCUGUGGACAUCGGGGGCUUCCCAGCCCUGCUGAGUGACACGGCGGGGCUCCGGGACAGCCCGGACCUGGUGGAGCAGGAGGGCGUCCGGCGGGCCCAGGACAGGCUGGCUCAAGCCGACGUCGUGCUGGCCCUACUCGAUGCCACAGACUUGGCCUCGGCCUGUAGCCGUCACUUCCUGGAGACAGUGGUGACUCCUGGGGGACCCUCCACCCCCAGCCGCCGCAUCCUGCUGGUACUUAACAAGGCUGACCUGCUGCCAGAGGGGAUGCAGCCCAGGGGGCCUGCCCUGCCCCCCCAUCUCCUGCUGUCCUGCAAGACAGAGGCCGGCCUGGAGGCUGUGCUGGCCUCCUUAAAGAGGGAGCUGGCUGCUGUAUGCGGUGAUCCGACUGUUGGGCCUCCAGUCCUGACACGGGCCCGCCACCGCCACUACCUCCAGAGCUGCUGUGAAGCCCUGGGUCGUUACGAGCAAAGCAGGACCCGGGACCUGGUACUGGCUGCUGAGGAGCUGAGGGCCGCCCGAAGGCAAUUGGGCUACCUCACUGGGCAGGCCGGGGCCGAAGAUAUCCUCGAGGUCAUCUUCCGGGACUUCUGCAUCGGCAAGUGAGGACUGAAGGACUGCGUAGGGGCCCCAGGGCCAGGCAUGCACGGCCCGGUCAGCGGGAGGGCCGCGGGAUGGCCAAGAAGGAUUCUCCGGUGUGACUCAGAAGCUCUGGGCUUGUUGAAGAAGUUUGUAGACGCCACUCUGCCCACCUUGGCCCUGUCUCUUUCUCUGAUGUGCCUUCCCUCCCAGUCUGGGACCUGGGCCCGCUCUCUCCCCAGGAAGUCUAGGCCAUUAGGCGCCCACCUCCAUCAUCUUAGAAGAGGGAGGAGGUGAGAUGUGGAUUUCAGCUGGAGACAGGCUUCUUGUAAGAUUAAGUGAGGUGGCUCAGGCAUUCGAGGCCUUUCGAGGGCAGGGGAAAGGGCACUGCCUGAUAGUAAACAGGCUUUUUAAAAGAAAUUUUAUUUACCUCUUUUCUCUUAUGUCACCUACAUUUGCUAGUAUAUCUCUGCCCUAACUCCUCCCAAAGCAUCACCAUUUAUAAUUAAAUUAAAUAUAGAAUAAUAUAUAAUAAAUAUAAUUUUAAAAAAUAGACCUCGGUAUUCCACACUUAUGGCCCUCCCCUUCUGCAGGCCAGUCUCUAUCACAUAAAGAGCCCUUUGGGAAGGAGGGGCAUGGAAAGGGAAGAGAACGUGAAAUCCUGGACCCCAGGGAGCCUCUGGGCUGUCCUUUGGCUCAUUCUUUGUUCAUUAUUAAGGGUCCUUUUCCUGAACUGGGUGAGUUCAUCUGGGGCCUGGCUUCCUGCUGUAGGGAGGAGAAUGCCACCCCACCCCUAGGACCUUUUUUCAAGCAGGGGUUUUUAGCCUUUUUUGGCAUCCUGGACCCCUUUGGCACUCUGGGGAAGCCUUUGGACCCCUUCUCGGAAUCAUGUUGUUAAUACAUAAAAUAAAGUGGGGGGAGGGGAGUGAAAGGAAUCUGCAUUUAUGUAGCUCCUACUGUGUACCAUUGUUAAGUGCUUUACAAACAUUUCAUCUGAUCUUCACAACCACCCUGCAAGGUAGGUGCUGUUAAUCCCUAUUU